Lachancea thermotolerans CBS 6340 is the source of this 774-nucleotide messenger RNA. It is a transcript of the gene CRD1, whose product is annotated as cardiolipin synthase. The transcript has a single exon. Gene Ontology annotation, biological process: cardiolipin biosynthetic process. The coding region runs from base 1 to 774 and encodes 257 amino acids. NCBI's taxonomy places the organism in Eukaryota, Fungi, Ascomycota, Saccharomycetes, Saccharomycetales, Saccharomycetaceae. Gene Ontology annotation, molecular function: cardiolipin synthase activity. The record is from RefSeq and is a predicted model, not a curated record. Gene Ontology annotation, cellular component: membrane; mitochondrion.
AUGCUCGCGAGGCCAGGGAUCUUUGUGGGGCAGAAAUUGCCCCUACUGUGCCGGUCAACCGCAAUCCGGUUCAGCUCGACAACUCCACCAGCCCCCCAAAAGAUGCGUUCCGUCUUGUCUUCCAUCUAUACUAUACCGAAUAUGCUGACGAUUACAAGAAUUGCAGCGGCGCCCCUAAUUGGGCACUGUAUAAUGACCAACAAUCUUGUGCCAGCGUUGGGCCUCUUCUCUUAUUCGUGUCUGACAGACUUUCUCGAUGGGUAUAUGGCUAGGAAAUACAAUAUGAAAUCCGUUGCUGGUACCGUUUUAGACCCCAUGGCCGACAAAAUCCUCAUGCUCGUAACAACCGUGUCCCUGGCCUGCCCCGGAGGCCCGCAGGUCAUCCCGAUACCACUGGCCAGCCUUAUAAUAGGGAGGGACGUACUGCUGGCUCUUAGUGCUAUUUACUACAGGAUUUCCUCUUUGCGGCAUACUUAUGGGAAGGCUACUUGGAAGUCUUUUUGGGACGUUUUUAGAUACCCUAGUGCGGAAGUUAGACCCACCAAGGUAUCCAAAUGGAACACAUUUUUACAGAUGAUAUACCUUGGAUGGGCUGUUGCAACAAUGAUCUUCCAAACCCGCGACGAAGAUAAGGAGAAUGACUCAGAACAAACCAACAUAUACCAGAGAGCUUUUGAGUGGCUAGGAUAUGUGGUGGGCUGUACUACUGUUUUAAGCGGAGCAUCUUACGUGUUCAGUAAAAAUGCUGUAAAGUACUUAAAGAAGGUUAGAUGA